AUGAUUAUGACAUUAGUAAAUGGUGGUGCUCAUCUAGAUUUUCGAACACGCCAUGGUGGUCUAACACCACUUCAUAAAUCGGCAGUACAUUAUCGAAAAGAAUCUAUUGUUACACUUCUCGAACUUGGUGCAUCACCAAAUGUUUUUGAUGAAAAAGGUUUAACACCACUUUAUGAUACAGUUUUAAAUAAACAAAUUGAAUCAAUAAAUGAUUCAGCAUAUUGUUGUCAAUUAUUAUUACAAGAUCAUUCAAUAGUAAAUUGUCGUGAUGAUUAUUUAUCUACUGAAUUACAUCAAGCAUGUCGUCUUGGUCUUGUUCAACAUAUUGAACAUUUACUUUUUUAUCGUGCAGAUAUAAAUGCAAUUAAUGUUGCAGGAAAUACCCCAUUACAUAUUUGUGCUGCAACAAAUCAAGAAGCUUGUGUUCGUGUACUUCUUUUUCGUGGUGCUGAUACAAAUAUUGUAAAUAAAUCUAAUCAAACUGCUUAUGAACUUGCAUUAGUAUCACAAAAUUCUUCAAUUGCUUCAAUUAUACAAUCACAUAAACCCGAUCAUGUUGUACCAUUUCGAGAAGCACCAUUAAUUAAUCCAAAACGUCGUUCUAUAUAUAUUGAAUUAGAUAAACAUCGAACACGAUCAUCAUCAACAACAACACCAUCAUUAUCAUUAGCUAGUCGAUCACAAAGUAUGCCUAAAUUAAAUGGUGUUAAUCUUUUACGUCGAAGUAAUUCACCGAUUAAUGAAAAUUUUGGUCAACAACAUCCAUCAAGUCGAAGUUCAUCACCGAAAUCAUUUAGUGUUAAUAGUGAUCAUGGUUUUGGUAGUGAAUGUGCAUCACAUUUAUCUUCACAUUCACCAAAUGCUGUCAAUGGUUGUUAUACAUAUACACGAAAACGUUUAUAUGCAGCAGCACCCGGUCGAAAAUGUUUAUGUACGAAAUCUUAUCAAGCAAAUUCAUCGGGAGAAUUAUCAUUAAAAAAAGGAGAUAUUGUUGAAAUUUUAAGUGUUGGUGAACAAGGAUAUUUAGAAGGAAAAUGUAAAGAUACUGAAGGAUGGUUUCCAAGUAAUCAUGUUCAAGAUAUUUGUGUUUUCAAAAACAAUGAAAUAACAAAUGGUGAUACAAUUGUAAUUAGUCGUGAUGCUUUAUCUGCAUUAAUGAUAAGUAAUGAUACAAAUACAGCACGUACUGUAGUUUUACAACGAGGAAAAAAAGGUUUUGGAUUUGUUCUUCGAGGUUCUCGAGUUGUAGGAAAAUUAUUUCAACCAACACCAUCAUUUCCAGCUCUUCAAUUUCUUGAUAGUAUUGAAAAAGGUAGUAAUGCAGAUAAAGCUGGUCUUAAACAAAAUGAUUAUGUACUUGAAAUCAAUGGUAUCAAUGUUAUAUCGACUCCACAUGAAGAAUGUGUUAAUUUAAUAAAACGAGCUGGUGAUACUUUAGCAUUGAAAAUUGUUACAGUAAAUAUAUCAACAAUGAUACAUUCUCAACAAGAAUCACAUUAUGCAGCAUCACAAUCAUUACCAUUUCGACGUAAAGUUUUUUCAUCAUCAAGUAAAUCUUUUCAAUCACUGAUUAUGAACAAAGCAGAGCAUAAUAUCGUGUUAGAAGAUUUGGAUCGAACAUUAGCAGAAUAUGAAUAUGGAAGUAUGUCGGAAGCAUAUGUAUCUAUCUCAAAACAAAAUAUUGAAAAUAUUAAUUCUGGAUCUGCAUCACUUCGCAUGAAAAGUAAACCAAUGGUACCUGAACGUGAUUCUUCUCUUUAUGAAUGUUUUACAAAUACUCAAAAUCAACAUGUUUAUCAAAGAUUUCGUCCACUUAUACCGGCCAUAAGUGUCCCAAAUUUAUCAUCAAUAACAAAUAUUCGUUGUAAUUCAAAUUCAUCAUCAAAUGAAGCGGAUGAAGAAUCAUCAUUAUCAUCAAUGAACAGUAAUCAAAUUGUACAACAAACAAAUUCAACUGAAGAGAAUGGAAUUGGUAUUUAUAUGACACCCUCAUUAUCUUUAAGUACAACGAAUAUGUCAACAUUUAAAACAAAUAAUAUUAAUAAUAAUAAUAAUAAUAAUCCUUUACCUUCAAAACCAAGUGAAGUGAAACGACGAUCAAAUAAUCGUAAACAAAUCUAUGCAACAAUUACUUCAAAUAAUAAAACAAACGAGAAUGAAACUUCGUCUGCUCCUCCACCACCGCCUCCGCCACCGCCACCACCAUUUCCUAUAAAUUUUAAUUCAAUCAAUAAAGUUGAACAGCCAACACCGUCUGUACAAUCAAAACCAAUUAAAGUUGAAUCUAUUACAACAACAAUAACAACAAAUGAUUUUCAAGUGCAAAUUGAACAAGCAAAAAAUCGUUUAAAAAAAAUCGAUAAAGAAACAUCAUCGAAAACAAUAGUAUCUUCAAUUAAAUCUAAUGGUCAUAUGAAAUCAAUAAAUAAAAAUAAUUCAACUGAUGUAAAUCAUUAUCGUUCAUCUGAUGUAAAAAAUAUUAUAAUCGAAGAAUUAACUCCUUCGACUGGAUUUCCUCCUCCACCCUCACCUACAACUUUACGUCGAACAACAGCAGCAGCUGCAGCAGCAGCGCAAUCAUCAUCAACACAAAAGCCAUCAUCACUCGAUCCUCGAUUAGAUACUAAUUUUUCAUCUGUAAUUGCACAACGUGCAGCAGCAGCAAAAGCACGACGUCAUGAAACUCCCAUAGAACUUGACUAUAGUUCAAAUGGUUUACCACCAUCAACAACAUUUUAUAAUAAUUGUAUUACAACAAAUGGUAUACAAACAAAUAAUUCAUCACAUCCACAACGAUUUAGUGCAACAGCUAAUCAAUUAUUAGAGAAUCUCAAACGUCGUGGUGGUAAUAUAUCAGCAGGAGAUUCUCUCGUUAAACAUUAUAAUUAUUAA
Molecule: messenger RNA, 2892 nt
Organism: Adineta steineri
Lineage: Eukaryota; Metazoa; Rotifera; Eurotatoria; Adinetida; Adinetidae
Source: the annotation of a GenBank genome assembly